This is a messenger RNA of Rotaria socialis, 3208 nucleotides long. The record is from the annotation of a GenBank genome assembly. NCBI's taxonomy places the organism in Eukaryota, Metazoa, Rotifera, Eurotatoria, Philodinida, Philodinidae.
AUGAUGUCAAAUAUAUUGAAAAAUAAUUAUCUGAGAUUUGUAAUACUUGCUGGAAGAUGUUUAGCAAGCACUGGAAAUAAUGUUAAUAUAGGCGAUCAGAUGAAAAUUCUAAAUGACAAUAAGCAGUAUAAAAAAGUUCUUGAAUUAUUUGAUGCAUUCAACGAAAACAACAUUGAUAAAUGUUCCAAUUGGAUUGUUAUUCAAGCUUUAAAAGCAUGUACUCAAAUAAAUGAUGUUCAGCAUGGUUUGAAAAUUCAUAAUCUUAUUUCAUCUCGUCUAAAACAUGAUCCUUAUGUGUUACCGUCAUUAAUUCAUUUCUAUAUGCAAUGUGGCGACAUUAAUCGUGCUCAAUUAUUAUUUGAGACAUCAACAAAGAAAACAUUACCCAUGUACGGGGCAAUGAUGAAAGGUUAUAUAAAGAAUAACUUGCCGAAAAAAGUCAUUGAUCUUUUCAACGAAAUAAAAGAUCCUGAUAGAGUCAUCAUCAUUCUCUUAUUCAACGCUUGUGCUCAAUUGGGCACAAACGAAGAAUUAAACUUGUGUGGUGAUGUAACAAGUGCUAAAUCAUUAUUUGAUCGAUCCUCAAAGAAAACAAUAUCAAUGUAUGGAGCUAUGAUGAAAGGUUUUAUAAUAAACAAUUCAUCUAAGCAAGCAAUUGAUCUUUUCAAUGAAAUUAAGGAUCCAAAUGAAACUAUAAUCACUCUUUUCUUUAAUGCCUGCGCUCAACUAGGAACGGAAAAAGAAUUAAUUUUAUUAAAAUCAAUUUCAUCAAAGAUUUCCAAUUCUUUUUACUCGAAUUCUUAUGUUGUAACUUCUCUUAUUGAUGCAUUUAUGAAAUGUGGCGAUGUGACAAGUGCUAAAGCAUUAUUCGAUAGAUCAACCAAGAAAGCAUUAUCAAUGUAUGGAGCUAUGAUGAAAGGCUUGACAAUAAAUGAUCAAGAGGAAGAAGCAAUUGGCAUGUUUAAUGAGAUUCAUCUUGAUGAACUCCAUCGAGAAAAUCAUAGCGGGAAACAAAAGAAGUUAUUAUCUGAAAUGAACACUGAUCGUUUUGAAGCAAAUAUUAUUGUUUAUUUAUGUCUGUUAAAAGCUUUGACUAAGCUUGGCAUGUUAGAAAAAGCUCAAUCGUUUGUUCAACAAAUUCCAAGUUAUUUUCUUACUGAUCAUCGAAUUGGAUCUGCAUUGAUUCAUAUGUGGGGUAAAGUUGGUUCUGUGGAUAAAGCAAAACGAAUAUUUGACAAAAUAUCUCAACCGGAUCACAUUGGAUGGACAGCGAUGAUUAAUUCUUAUGGUUUAAAUGGAAUGGGUGAUGAAGCAGUAAAACUAUUUCAUCAAAUGCCGAAAGAAUCCAUUGAUCAUUUAACUUACAUUUGUGUUUUGAAUGCAUGUUCACAUUCAGGACUUGUUGAUGUAGCUCGUUCAAUCUUCAAUAAUAUUCAAACGAAAACAGAAAUAAUAUAUACAACAAUGAUCGACUGUCUCAGCCGUGCAGCUGCUUUUGAAGAAGCACAGAAGUUAAUCGGGGAAUUCGAACGUGAUCAUGCGCCUGCAGUAUCCGUCUACAGUUUGUAUUCGUCAAUUUAUUUAUAAUUAAAUCAAGUUUCGGUUUAUUUUUAUGUUGGGUUUUAUUUGAACCGAUUAAGAAACAAUGCAGUCAGAAAGAGUUAACAUUUUAUUAUUAAUUUCCCAUUCGAAUAUCCUAUUAACCGAAUUAAUUUCAAGAUAAAUGUGCUUUAUUAUACACUCAGCAAUAUCAGUGCGUAAUUUAUAAAAAUAAAAUCUAAUCUAAUCAAACCAAAAGCAAAAUGAAUUGAAAAACAAGAGGAUCUCUUCUCGGCAUAAGACGUACAUGUUAUCAUUAAAAAGAAUUUUUCUAUCGUAAACAAUGAAACUUUUAAAAAUACUUUCGGGUGAUUGAAGAAUUUCACAUCAUACUUUUAUUUAUGCUAUCAACAAAAAAACGUUUUUGUUCUCAAUAAUACAGUCGAAUAUAUUUUACUGUAUGAAAUGGCAAACGUGCACGAGAUGGGCACGGUUCUGUUCUGACAAAAAAUUAUGUAGUUUAGAUAAAUAUGAAAACAUAUUGGCUAAGAACACUAAAAACAAAUCGCGUUAUUAGCAAUGAUAUAAUAUUUUAUGUGUCCUUAUAGACUCUAAGAUAAGAACAUUGAAAACUAACCAUUCAUAUUGUUAUUUAGAAAAACGUAUUUCAGUAUUUAUCCAGUAUACGCAGUGGUAGAUCAAAGAUUUUUAUGAUAUUAUAAUAUUCGGUGGUGAUGUGGAGCGACUCGACGAAGAUGAAGACUAUCAUGAUUGUGAAAAGUAUUUUAAGACUCUUUGCAGGUAGAAAGAGCGCAUGUUCAAUCCUUUUCUAGUAGAACAAAAAAACAAUUUUUGGUCAAUAUGGCGAGAUCUUCCCAACUCCCUUCUUAAGUCUACUACUGAUUGUAUCUAAUGUAUUGGAAAUUUUCUUUCGGUUUGGUUUAAAAUUUUUAAAAAUUCAACCCAUACAGAUUUCUCCAUCGUCUAUUGUGACGCUUUCCGUAAUCGAUUUUGAAAGUGAAAAAAUGAUCAAGCCUUUAGAACUCUAGGAACAAAGAAAUUUUCAAAUUCCUUUUUCUAUUUGGCAUGUAAUUUGACUGAUAUUCCUAUUGAAUUGAUUUUCUCAGAAAUUUUUUUUUAAUCGUGCAAAACGAAACUGUUGAAUGAAAGAUUCAUAGAAGAUUCUUAAAUUGUCACUCAAAAUCAAAAUAAACGAUUAAACCAAAUUUUUUAUCAUAAAACGAAUAACAUAGUGUAAGAUUCAGUACAGUUAACAGCGAAGAAUACUUCUACUAAAUGUUAACUAAUUUCCCAGGGAAUCGCAAAUUAAUCAAAAUAUUUCUACUAGAUUUGUUUUUGAAUUCAUGUAUAGAUAAACAUACUCUCUUAUUAUUUAAUUACCAUACAUGUACUUCUUCGAAAGAAAAAUACAAUAAAACGUAUUUUUUGAAUGAAAAAAAAACAGAUAAUGAAUUUUGAUAAGAAAAGGAAAACUUCUAUCAAUUAAAAUAACGAAUUCGUUUUCUUUUCUCGUUUUUAUUUUAGCGGCAUUAUUAUCAGGUGCUCGCAAUCAGAAAUAUAGUAAACUAUCACAGGAAGUUGUUGAUCGUAUGCAAAAGCUUUUCCCUAACAUGAAAGAUUCAUUGGUGGCAGCUUCGAUUCUGUUGGC